This is a messenger RNA of Gastrolobium bilobum, 2691 nucleotides long. RefSeq names its product probable ADP-ribosylation factor GTPase-activating protein AGD14. The record is from RefSeq and is a predicted model, not a curated record. The transcript has 13 exons. Lineage: Eukaryota; Viridiplantae; Streptophyta; Magnoliopsida; Fabales; Fabaceae. Bases 212 to 2347 code for a protein of 711 amino acids. Gene Ontology annotation, molecular function: GTPase activator activity.
ACCACACAGAGCGUUUCCAAGUUCCUGAGUCACUCGAACUUCUUUCUUUGCCGAAAUUGAAUUCCACCAUCACUACGUCGUCGUUUUCACUUUGUCGAAUUUUCCGUCACCGUAGCUGAAAAUUUUGCAUCUCUGAGGGAAUUCCCCCCCCCCCCCCUUUUCGAUUACAGUUUCUAGGGUUUACCGUUUCUCUCUGGUGAUUGUUUUGGAAAUGGGAAGCAGAAAGGAAGAAGAGAGGAAUGAGAAAAUCAUCAGAGGUCUCAUGAAGCUUCCGCCGAAUCGAAGAUGCAUCAACUGCAAUAGUAUGGGUCCGCAAUAUGUUUGUACGAAUUUUUGGUCCUUCGUUUGCGUGACAUGCAGUGGAAUACAUCGUGAGUUUACCCAUCGUGUGAAGUCUGUAUCUAUGGCAAAGUUCACUGCACAAGAAGUUGAUGCUCUUCAAAAUGGGGGUAACCAGCGUGCAAGGGAAAUAUAUUUGAAAAAUUGGGACUUCCAAAGGCAGCGGUUGCCAGAUAGCAGCAAUGUUGAUAAAAUAAGAGAGUUUAUAAGGAAUGUAUAUGUGGAUCGAGGAUACGCUGCAGCAAGGUCUUCUGACAAGCCUCCAAGAGAUGUGCAGAGCCCUAGAAUCCAUGAAGAUGAUACAAGGCGUGCUAGUUCUUAUCACUCGUUUUCUCAAAGUCCUCCAUAUGAUUACCAAUAUGAAGAUCGAAGAUAUGGAAAACAAGCAGCUGCACUGACCAGGAAACCUGGUUCAGAUAAAGUUCGCUAUGAAGGAAAGAUGAGUAGUAUUAUCUAUAGUCCUGGUCGUUUCAGUGAUCAAGUAUAUGGUGACAGAUUUGCAAAUGAGGGAUCUGGUCCCAGAAUUUCUGACUUUUCUGUGUCUAGUGGUGGCGAACAAUUCAAAUCUGAUGUUCACUCUCCCAAUUCUGAAAAGGAUAUUGGGUUUAAUAGUCCACCCUAUCAGCGUUCUGGUGCCCGUUCAAGUGAAGAUGUAUGGUCUCAUGCAAGAAGUACAUCUCUGGAAACAAAUUCCAAGAGAGAAGCAGAUGGAAUUCAUCAUCCCCAGAGAACUACUUCACUAGGAUCAACAGACAGCAACCUGUCAUCCUUAAGAUCUUACAAUUCUGGUGGUUUAGUUGAUUUUUUCUCAGAACCUAUCCAAGCUUCUGGAUCUCUUCAGAAUAAAGUGUCUUGUGUUCCACAGCAAUCUGGUCUGGGAGGUUCUGUUAGUUCAGAUCUUUCCAAGGCACCGGUGGCACAUAAACCAUCAUCUUCAUCAGCUUCAUCUGUUGAUCUUUUUCAGUUGCCAGCUGCACCUUUUAAGGCUUCAGCAGUGGAUCUGUUUCAGACAUCUGUUUUAUCAGCUGUUCCAUCUAUCAAUGAGAUUCAACCCACGCAAACAUCCCAACCAUCAUCUGUUGACUUCUUUGUUGAUGCUUUUCAGCAUCCAUCUGCUUCAGCCUCAAAUGAGAAGUCAGUAGAGUUAUCGGUCCCCGAAAAUGAACGAUGGGCAACAUUUGACACACCUCAACACACAACAUCUACUGCACGAGUUGAAAUUCCAGCAACAGUAUCUUCAACUGCUGACUCUUUGCAGGAAAUAUUUGAUCCAUUUUUAAUCUUAAAUGCAAAUAUGCAAUGGCCAUCUUUUGAAACAUCUAGUGUUAGUGUUCCUUCUUCAGUUAAAUCUAAUAUAUGGCAUGAUGGUGUGCAAAAUGGAGAAGAACAAGUUUCUGUUACAGCCACAAAGAGUCAAAUUUGGUAUGUUGAGACUGAACAGCCAUGGAAUGCAUUUGAAGAUUCUGGCACUGCUAUUCCUGUGGAUGCCCUUAAUCAAGGAUUACAAGUGCACAAUCUUCCGUCAACUGAUGAUCAGUUUUUGGAAAUACAAGCUUCUGAGCUAUCCAAUAAAGGUGGGAUGCAAGGCAUUGCCCCUGUUAACGGGUUUGAUGAUCAUGAUCUCUCAUCACAUUUUGUUAGUGGCUUACCAUAUCCUCCAUCUGCAUAUCCUCAGAUGGGAGGGGUUCAACCUAAUGAAAUCAACCGUAAAUCAACUAAUCCAUUUGAUUAUCCCUAUGAUUCUGAUGUAGAGCACAAUAAUAUGUUUCCAUUGCAAUUCCUUGAUAUCAGCUCUUUGCAAGCUGCUCUGCCGGAUUCCCAGUUACCACCCACCUUCCACAGUGGUAUUGCUGAACCAUGGCUCCCUCAAAAUUCAGUGAACCCUUAUAUUUCCUCUGCAGGACAAGGUGGUUUCACACUCAUGGCUGCACAACCACCAAGUUCCCAAAUACCGAAUGUCCAGACACAGGGACCAGUUGCUUCUUUUGGGGGUAAUCCUUUUGCAUAGGAUUAUGCUGUAGAAGGUGGAAUCAGUCAUCUAGAGAUUUAUGGAUAGCCAGUUUAGUUACUCAUGAGAAAGAUGUCAAUGCUUUUGUUUUUAUCAGAUUAAACUGUUUUUCCCAUUACUUUCAUGGUAAGGAAGGCCUUGCAAUUCAUAGUCCCUACUAUGUAUAGGCCAUGCAUUUGUAAUGUUGUAAUUGAAUGUCAUUGUAGUUAGAAUUCUUGAUGUUUAUUAGUGUUGUGGCAGAUAAUGAACAUGAUCAAAUUGGAUUUUAGAUUGAGAGACUUUUGAAGGUAUUCGACUUGGUUUGCAAUUGUAAUUGGACAGAGUUCAAGAGCAUUUGAUUUUCU